Porites evermanni is the source of this 1549-nucleotide messenger RNA. The record is from the annotation of a GenBank genome assembly. Lineage: Eukaryota; Metazoa; Cnidaria; Anthozoa; Scleractinia; Poritidae.
AAUACUACAUCACAUGUCUAUAAUAAUCUCUUGAGUAUUAUAAAUGCUUGUAAAUAGAGUUGAAUAUACAUUUCUAACGCAAAACACAACACGGCAUCAAACUCGCGCGAAGUAAGAGGGACCCUGCGAUAUGAACAAGUGGUUAACACCUCGAUGCGAGGUUCGUUUUGAGAGACAAGAGGCAGAUGAUAACAGUGGUUACUAUGGCAUUUUAACAUGGUUUAUUCAGCUUUAUUUGGACGUUUUUUUCGCACUUGGUUCAAGUUUGCUAUCACUCCAGUUGAUGUGGAGAGAAUUAUUUCCCAUUUCACAGCAAGAGCCGAGCAGCAUCAGAGCGGUGGCUUGCGGGCAGGAAUACGACUUACGAUCCUUUACUGUGAUUGAGUUAAAACAGUACGAUGGAGUUCAGCAAAACAGUAUUUAUUUCGCAGUCAACGGCAAAGUUUUUGAUGCUACAAACGCGAGCGGUAUUCAAUUUCUUGACGGUGCUAUUGAUUGCAUUGCGGGUAGGGACGCUAGCCGCGCAUUAGCGACUUACUCGCUAACCGAAAGUCAGAAAAGUGAAUCUCAAAUGGACGAUCUAUCGGAUAUGAACCCACUCCAACUGGACUGUCUCUUUCACUGGGAAAUGCAGUGUUUAGAGGUUUAUCCAUGUGUAGGAAAGCUCGUCAAAAGUCAUCAGCCACGUGCUCUUCAACAAGUGUGUAUCAGAACAAUUCGCGCUUCUUUGAGAAAAUCGAAUUCGUGUUCCAAACUAGACGAGCAAGCAGACGAACUACCACUUCCAAAAAUAUUACGAAACAAUAUAGUAAAUUAUGGAUAGGAUCUUAGAAAUUUGUAGCCGGCUGGCUGGCUUUUCAUAUUGUAAAUAUUCUUAUUGUACAUAUUUCAAACCGAUCGGAAAAAUAGAGAGUAAUUAAAUUAUUUAUAGUGCCUAACAUUUGUAAAAAAGACAGCAGAUGCGAAGCAUUAAUAUUAUAGAGAAUUAAUCUGUGAAUUGCUCUUGAUUCCUUUCAAAAUCGGAAGGCCACCCAGAUGAAAUUGUAUUUUUAUAAUUUAUGUUAUGUCAUGGUUUGCAGUCAAUACAAGGUAAUCUUGUUCAAGUGCUCGAAGUAGUAGUAGCGGCUUUCAAUUUCAUUGUUUAUACUGAAUAAUAGUGGCAACUAUCCAAAACUUAGUGAAUUUGAAUUGAAACAACACAAAUGACGCGAGCUAGAUGUUACAAUACUAGAAGCGCUAGUUUUGAAGCGCUGUGUGACAGGUUAUCAUAGGCUUGCAACGAGAGAACAGCUGUGGAGAUUUCGUGUAGUAUUUUUAGAUAUCAAAUUACAAUGAGAAUAAUAGCAGUAUUCAAUAACAUAAAGCGCGAUGAGUCUGUGAACAAAGGCAUUCCAUGUUUAAACAUGGCUGAAAAUAGCUGUUUCUAUUUUGAGUUGUUAAUUCGCCGUGGAAUAUUCUACGGUCUUGAAUGUACAAAGCAAAAACCAUCAAAACCAAUCCUGUAAAUAAGUACAUACUGUAAAAAUAAAUUAAUGUUUUCCAAUGUCAA